AUACAGACUGGGACUGUUCUAUCACUGGACAAGAACAUUUAUACAAGGAUGAAUACUUUGAAGGGAUUGAUUCUGAUGCUUUUUGUUGCGUCUGUCAUUUCAAAACCAUUGCAUUUGUCAAGAAGCAGUUCGGACGAAAAUGAUUCAUCCAAAGCUUCAUCAAAUUCCGAGUCAGAUGAGAGCUCUGAGUCAAACGAGUCUGAAUCGAGUGAAUCUGAAUCUUCUGAGGACUUCACAACCGCACAGCCUCCUACUGGUAGGCCUGCAACAAAUCAGCCAAUCACUGACAAGAAAACCACAACAGCAGCACCCGUCACCACUGCAGCAAACAUCACAGACUGUGUUACUGUGAAUGUGACGAGUCUUCAGAUCACCACUGAAAAAAGGGGUGAUAACUGAAUAGCUUGGAAUGUUGCUCAAUCCUUUUCAUGCAAAGGAAAAAGAAAAGAGAGAAUGCUUCCGAAUGCUUGAUGAUUUCUGAUGCUAUGAUG
This is a messenger RNA of Danio rerio (zebrafish), 491 nucleotides long. RefSeq names its product secretory calcium-binding phosphoprotein 8 (gene scpp8). NCBI's taxonomy places the organism in Eukaryota, Metazoa, Chordata, Actinopteri, Cypriniformes, Danionidae. The record is from RefSeq and is marked provisional.